CUCCCUCCGCGGUGCAGCCGGGUUUUAUGAGCCGCUGUCCCCGCCGCAGCCAAUCAGCGCGCGUGGCCGGGCCCUGCGUGACCUGCGUCGGGCGGCCCGGCCAGGCAAAUGCAGGCGCCCUGCUAGCUGGGCUCGAUUUAAAACGCUUUGGAUUCCCCGGGCCUGGGUGGGGACAGCGAGCUGGCUGCCCCCUUGAUCCUCCACCCCCUGCGCCCCAUGAGCCGACCCUCGGCCUCAUGGAGCCCGGCAAUUAUGCCACCCUGGAUGGCACCAAGGAAAUGGAAGGCUUGCUGGGAGCCGGAGGGGCGCGCAAUCUGUUAGCCCACUCCCCGCUGGCCAGCCACCCGGCCGCCGCGGCGCCUACGUUGAUGCCCGCUGUCAACUAUGCCCCUCUGGAUCUGCCAGGCUCUGGGGAGCCACCCAAGCAGUGCCAUCCUUGUCCCGGGGUGCCCCAGGGGGCGUCCCCAGCUCCCGUGCCUUAUGGCUACUUUGGAGGCGGGUACUACUCCUGCCGGGUAUCGCGGAGCUCGCUGAAGCCCUGUGCCCAGGCGGGCACCCUGGCUGCCUACCCCUCGGACACUCCUGCGGCUGGGGAGGAGUAUCCCAGCCGCCCCACCGAGUUUGCCUUCUACCCAGGCUACCCGGGAGCCUACCAGCCCAUGGCCAGUUACCUGGACGUGUCAGUGGUGCAAACCCUGGGCACCCCUGGGGAGCCUCGCCACGACUCCCUGCUGCCAGUGGAUGGUUACCAGCCCUGGGCCCUGGCCAGUGGCUGGAACAGCCAGAUGUGUUGCCAGGGUGAUCAGAACCCACCGGGUCCCUUCUGGAAGGCUGCGUUUGCAGAGUCCAGCGUACAGCACCCGUCUGACGGCUGUGCCUUCCGCCGUGGCCGCAAGAAGCGCAUUCCCUACAGCAAGGGGCAGCUGCGCGAGCUGGAGCGCGAGUAUGCGGCCAACAAAUUCAUCACCAAGGACAAGAGGCGCAAGAUCUCGGCGGCCACCAGCCUCUCGGAACGCCAGAUAACCAUCUGGUUUCAGAACCGCCGGGUCAAGGAGAAGAAGGUUCUGGCCAAGGUCAAGACGAGCGCUACCCCUUGAGGGGUCUCCUGGCUGGCUGGGUGGGGGGCAGGAGAGUGGGGGUGUCCUGGGGAUACCAGGAACUUGUCAGAGCCAGGCUCUGGCAAAAGACUGCAGAGCUGACACCCCUGGUGGGCCACUGGCUCCCAGCUGUCGUAGGAGCACUUGAGCACCCUGUCGGUGCCAGCAGAGAGAGGCCGGGAGCUGAGUCUCCCAGAGAAUCGGUCUGUCCAUCUUUCAUCCGCUCCGUGGCGUUAAUCGCGAUAACCAGGCCCAGCUGCGUGCUAAUUCGCCUUCUGUUUUCUGUGUAGAGCUCGGUAGAGCAUUUUAGACACUGCUUUCCUGGAUUAAGCUGAAUAAACUCGGAAGGAGACCCCUUUGCA
Messenger RNA from Cavia porcellus (domestic guinea pig), 1459 nucleotides. It is a transcript of the gene Hoxb13, whose product is annotated as homeobox B13. The record is from RefSeq and is a predicted model, not a curated record. Lineage: Eukaryota; Metazoa; Chordata; Mammalia; Rodentia; Caviidae. Gene Ontology annotation, molecular function: DNA-binding transcription factor activity, RNA polymerase II-specific; RNA polymerase II cis-regulatory region sequence-specific DNA binding. The transcript is spliced from 2 exons. The coding region runs from base 27 to 1097 and encodes 356 amino acids. Gene Ontology annotation, biological process: regulation of transcription by RNA polymerase II.